Molecule: messenger RNA, 1883 nt
Organism: Chara braunii
Lineage: Eukaryota; Viridiplantae; Streptophyta; Charophyceae; Charales; Characeae
Source: the annotation of a GenBank genome assembly
UCCGUCCGUCAAAGAUACAGUGCAACCGAGAGGGCAUACUCACGUAGUAGUGUUCUGGACGUAUCUGGCCGCUUUGACGACCGACGUGGAUGCAUCUGACCGCAAUCACAUCCAGAGCUGAGUCGAAAAAAGGCCCUUGUCUGAGUACGCCCUGAAUUCUCAGCCCCCACAAUUAUCGAUGGCCGAGCUAAGCCGUGUGUUCUUGGCGCGCUUCGCGGAGCUAAGCUCCAGGUCACGUCCUUGCUGUUGUUAUAGCCAGCCAGAGGUGAGAGAGGAGGAGGAGGAGGAGGAGGUGGAGGAGGAGGUGGAGGUGGAGGUGGAGGUGAAGGAGCUGUCGGGCUUCGUCUUCGAGAAGGAGAUGCUGUCCUUUGUGGCCCGAUCGAAUCGUCAGUCUGCAGAGUAUGUCACAAGCAGUUUUCCAAGUACUCUUGUCCUCGCUGUAAUCUUCGGGGGAUUGCUCUCGGACGAAACCCUGCUUCGGUUGGCAGAGAAAGUGUCAGGCGAAGCCAUCUCUUUAGAAGAUCUCUCCCCAGAGGAGCAGUGCCGCUUCAAGCGAGCGGUUGCCGCAGGAGUGGUUAGCUCGUUGAUCGAGCCCUGGACGCCCUGGUGGGUGAACGUCGCCCGAACCGCGGUGGCGAUUGGACCGCGUGGAACGUCUAUGAUCCGAGAAGUGGACGAUUCCCAGCAACCAGGCGUGGAAAAGCGGCGAGGAGGGCCAUUUGAACCUGCUGAGGGCGAUGAAGGCCGAGCGCGGAUUCCUCCUCCGUCUAGCGAAGAGCUCCCUCCCAUGAAGGAGCUCACAAAGGCACCUCCCUCUCCACUGCUUGGUGUCCACCUUGUGAAUAUCACCUACUCGUACUGUUUCGUCAUGCGGUUGUAUAACGGAGAAUGGUCGGGCGACCUGCCAGGUGUCUCCGCAGCAUUGCUCGACCUGUCUUCGGUUCUCAAGGGUGCGUCAACCCUGCCGUCGAUUCGAAUCGCGCUCGAGGAGAGUAUGCGCACAGCUUGCACGCCGUUGUAUAAGGACGCCGGCGGGCCCGAGUUGGCGGUUGCAGUGAUGUCAGAUGUCGUACAAUUGCUGCGUGCUGGGCGAGGUGCAGUCGUUCGAAUGCUCGCGGACGUGACGCGCAUUUUGAAGGCAAGCAACGAGGCGGCUUCUGCCGUUGGUCCAGAGCUGGCUGAUGGCGAAACCGGCGAUCGUGCCAGAAUGGGGGCUCGGGCAGCGAGGAACAGUACAGCUGGGAUUAGGGACUGGAGAGGGAGGAGGAGGAGGAAAAGCUCGGGUCGGAGAGGAGGUGAAAGCGUGGGAAAGCUGCUGAGGGCAGCUGAGAAGAAGGCAUACUUUUUCACCGUAUGGGGGAAUGAGCAAACGGACGAGGCAUUUGAAAUCCUUGCGGAGUCGGUGGAAGAGGAAUGGAAAUCGCAACAGUUGCACCGAGUCGACCCCCGUUCGCCGGCAGUCGGCGCAGAUCGCGCUGGCGGUACCGGGGUUCCCAAUGUUUUUAAAGGUCUGGAGAGGAAGUCUGCGGGAGCUGGCCUUGAUGGCAGAGCAAUCCAGAAUCCCCACCACCCUUUGAUUGAAGAAAUGAACUGAUUGAUUUUCUGAGUGGUUUAAUUCCGGAACCGACGACCCUACCGGGGGCUCUUCGGUUUCAACAAUGUGUACAAUGCAUGCUCCGACGAGGCAAGGAAAACACUUCCAGUGUCCCGAUACCGCACAUCAAUGCGAUUGUUUGUUUUUUUAGCAGAAUGCUGGGGGUUGGUGUGCAGUCUUCAGAUGAUUUUCUUUCUUCUAUCCAGCUUGCCUAUGUAGAGCAUGUGCUUUUCAAAAUGUGGUAUUUUGUGGGACAAAACGCAGGUCCAAACAAAUGUUGAAGGGCAGA